AUGCCAUCCACGGCGGCGCAGCUAGCCGUCGGCGAGCAGUGUGCCGACCUGGUAGAGGAUCUACAUCAACGGCUCCGACGCCUACUCCACCAACUCGACCCCGCCGCCAUCCCCAACUAUGUCCACACAGAGAGCUUGGACCCCGUGUCGACUAUCGAGGUGUUGCUGGAUGCAAUCUCCAAAUUCCGCGGAUGGGCAGAAAAUGGUGAGGUGAUUGUUCAAAAAUGCUUUGAUCAAAAGCUAAAUGCCUUCGAAGAGGUGGCGUGGGAGAUGCUACACAUCUUCUACAGCGAAACACUGACUCCAGUGAAUCUUACUACGGUGCGGAUGCUGGCCAUGGAAGUUGGCCGAUUGCGGGCGAGGCCAAAUGGUGAGAAAUACAUAACCACGUUAAACAAUAUUAACCGCGAGGCCAGAGGUUUCGAGCGUUCUCUGCAGAGAGACGCCACAAGGAGCCCGAAUCCCAACUCGGAGGCCUGGCAACGUCUUGAAAUGUGGCGCCGGGUACGUGUCGCAGUGCCGGACUGCAACUGCCGCCAAUGCGGCUGGCGCGAGGACAAUGGCUGA
Molecule: messenger RNA, 567 nt
Organism: Penicillium argentinense
Lineage: Eukaryota; Fungi; Ascomycota; Eurotiomycetes; Eurotiales; Aspergillaceae
Exons: 1
Coding region: 1-567 (188 amino acids)
Source: RefSeq, a predicted model, not a curated record